Molecule: messenger RNA, 2826 nt
Organism: Triticum aestivum (bread wheat)
Lineage: Eukaryota; Viridiplantae; Streptophyta; Magnoliopsida; Poales; Poaceae
Product: ABC transporter G family member 3
Exons: 11
Coding region: 451-2634 (727 amino acids)
Cellular component (GO): membrane
Molecular function (GO): ATP hydrolysis activity; ATP binding; ABC-type transporter activity
Source: RefSeq, a predicted model, not a curated record
UACCUACCGCUCUACGCCACGCCACUCCACUCCACUCCACUCCCGAGCCGAGGCGACGUCCGUCUCCUCCAUUUCCGCCAGCUGGGCCAUCACAUGCUCACUCUCCCUCUCUCCCCUCCCACUCCACUCCUGCUCUGCUGUCCUGCAGCUCGGCUCAGGCGCUCAGCUAGGCAGCUACUAGCUCAACACCUCUCUCUUCAGCGGAGAGGAGCAGAGCAGCAGCACUCCAUUAAAGACAGCGAGCACAGCACCACCGAGGAAAGAGGAAAAAUCCUCUCUUUAUCUUUGAACAAAGCGACAAAGGGAGCCCCAAAGCCGAAAGCCAAAGCGGCAAUGGCGUCCUCCUAGAUUCCAGACCACAGCAACAGAGCAAAGCAAAUCAAAGCCAAGCAGAGCAGACAGAUUUCCCACCCUCACUCAUCUCCAGUCUCUCUCUCUGUCUUCUUGGCCAUGGAGGCGCCGUCGUCGGACCAGUACCGCUCCAGCUCCUCCUCGGCGGGGAGCCCCUCCGCCCCGGCCGGCGGCGCGGGCCGGCGCUACUACUUCCCGAGGCCGGGCCGGCCCGUCUCCUUCGAGGACUCGCCCGACUGGGGGGACGACAUCACCGUCGACGCCGCCGCCCACGCAGCGGACUCCUCCUCCUCCAUCCACCUCGCCUCCGCCUCCGCCUCCGCCGCCAGCAGCGCCUACCCGUCCCCGUCCACCUCCCUCCCGGGGCCCUCCGCGUCCGCGUCCGGCUCCGGAUUCCGGGAGCGCAAGGUGGCCGGCGCCGCGCUCGUCUGGAAGGAGCUCAGCGUCUCCGUCCGGGACGGCCGCCGCCCCGGCCGCGUCGUCAGGGGCUCCAGCGGCUACGCGCUGCCCGGCACGCUCACCGUCGUCAUGGGCCCCGCCCGCUCCGGCAAAUCCACCCUCCUCCGGGCCAUAGCAGGGAGGCUGCGCGGCGCCGAGCGGAUGUACGGCGACGUCUUCGUCAAUGGCGUCAAGUCACCCUUGCCAUAUGGAUCAUAUGGGUAUGUUGACCGGGACGAUGUGCUAAUCGAAUCUCUCACAGUACGGGAGAUGCUGUACUACUCAGCGCUCUUGCAGCUCCCGAGCGUCUUCUCUUCCAAUAAGUCAUUUGUGGAAGAUGCUAUCGCGGCCAUGUCGUUGGGUGACCAUGCUGACAAACUCAUUGGUGGACACUGCUUUACAAAGAGGCUUCCAACUGGCGAGAGGAGGCGGGUCAGCAUUGCAAGGGAGCUUGUGAUGAGGCCACAUGUUUUGUUCAUCGAUGAGCCUCUGUACCACCUCGACAGUGUUUCUGCACUCCUCUUGAUGGUAACACUGAAGAAACUUGCAAGCACAGGGUGCACAGUCAUCUUCACAAUGUAUCAAAGCAGCACGGAGGUUUUUGGACUUUUCGAUCGGAUUUGCUUGCUUUCAAAUGGGAAUACCCUCUUCUUUGGGGAAACAUUGGCUUGCCUGCAGCACUUCUCAAAUGCUGGGUUUCCAUGUCCAAUCAUGCAAAGUCCAUCUGACCACUUCUUGAGGGCAAUCAAUACCGACUUUGACAGAAUCAUAGCAAUGUGCAAGAAUCUGCAGGAUGAUCAAGGGGAUUUCUCAUCAGUGAGCAUGGACACUGCUGUGGCAAUCCGGACACUAGAAGCAACAUACAAAUCAUCGGCUGAAGCUGCCGCUGUUGAAUUGAUGAUUGCAAAAUUGAUUGAGAAGGAAGGUCCUUACUUGAAAAGUAAAGGCAGAGCCAGUGAUGCAGCGAGAAUUGGAAUUCUCACUUGGAGAUCAUUGCUAAUUAUGUCAAGAGACUGGAAGUACUUCUGGAGCAGGCUUGUCUUGUAUAUGCUUCUUGCUCUCUCAAUCGGCACCAUAUUUAUCGACAUUGGUCAUUCAUUAUCAUCUGUAGUGGUUAGGAUUUCUGCGAUAUUUGUGUUUGUUUCAUUUCUCGUCCUUUUAAGUGUUUGUGGUGUACCUGCGCAUAUUGAUGAGAUCAAGAUAUAUUCCCAUGAGGAUUCAAAUCGGCAUUCUGGGACAUUGGUUUUCCUACUAGGCCACUUCCUAUCCAGCAUCCCCUUCCUAUUUCUGGUGUCUAUUUCGUCGUCGUUGGUUUUCUACUUCCUGAUAGGCCUCAGGAAUGAGUUCAGCUUCCUUAUGUACUUUAUAAUCACCAUCUUUACGUGCCUGUUGGCUAACGAGGCACUUAUGAUGAUUGUUGCCUACAUCUGGCUUGAAACUUACAAGUGCACCUUAACCCUGAUUUGCUUAUAUGUUGUCAUGAUGCUGGUGGCUGGGUAUUUUCGGAUCCGAGACGCAAUACCAGUGGCCGUGUGGAACUAUCCGCUGUCCUACAUUUCGUUCCAUACAUACGCCGUCCAGGGCUUGGUCGAGAACGAGUAUGUCGAUACAUCAUUUGCAGUCGGGGCCACAAGGACAAUACCCGGCGUGCAGGCUGUCCGAGGCUCGUAUGGCAUUUCAUCAUCGGCAGGCGCCAAGUGGAUGAACCUCCUUGUUUUGCUCCUGAUGGCGAUCGGCUACCGGGUCGUCUUGUAUGUUUUGCUUCGUCUAGAUGUGAGGAGACAUGUGAGGCUUGGCAGGCGCUCUUGCUGGCCCAGCAUCCACACUAGUGCAGCUCCAAAGUGAGUUUGCCCUGAGCUAUUGGAAGACGUUUUUUUUGGGUGUAUACAUGUGUGAUUCCUUGCUAGGUAGGCAUAUCUGACGCACGGAAAGUAGAAGAGAAACAGAGAGAGAGGAAAUUGGAGGAACAGGUGUGUGUAACAUAACAUAUAUAUACUGUAUGUAUGGGAGCUGAAGGAAUGGAUCAUGAGUUGGUUA